Messenger RNA from Paramecium tetraurelia, 249 nucleotides. RefSeq lists its product as uncharacterized. The record is from RefSeq and is a predicted model, not a curated record. The transcript has a single exon. NCBI's taxonomy places the organism in Eukaryota, Ciliophora, Oligohymenophorea, Peniculida, Parameciidae.
AUGCGCCUUUAAGAGGCAGCAACUAAUUAUUGUUGUAAACAUUAUCUUGUUGCUAAUGCUCUUAUUUUUAUUCCCAAUAUAACUGUAACAAAAUAGGAUUUUGCUCCUACUACACCAACUACCAAAUCACCUGUUCAUCAUUAAAACUUGAUACUGGAACUAAAAGAAUAGUUUUUUUCAAUUCACAAGUUGCUCCUUAUUACUAACUGCAAAUAAUCAAUAGAAUUGUUUUUUUAUGAAAUGAAGUGA